Messenger RNA from Dermacentor andersoni, 3090 nucleotides. RefSeq lists its product as uncharacterized. Lineage: Eukaryota; Metazoa; Arthropoda; Arachnida; Ixodida; Ixodidae. The record is from RefSeq and is a predicted model, not a curated record.
GUUGCGAGACGUCAACAACUGCGUGUAGUUUGCCGAUCAGAUGUUUGGUGAUGGUGCAGAGGUGGCAAAAGUUUAAAAGUUAUUACAACGCGAAAUCCCGAAUGGACGAAGAACAUAUGCAGCGCUAGCCAAGUGCACCGACCCCAACACCGACGACGCAGGCCCACAUGAUUGCUCGCUUGGGUAGAACACCAGAGCCAUGGAUAUCGGGGAGAAAUUUCGGAGGGUCAAACGGCUUUGCGAUGGCUACCUGUCGCAUGCUCAUUACCACCCGAAACUCGUGCUUAAGAGAUCGAGAAAAAUGUUGUUGCUUGUUAUGAUGGUCCUUGCAUUGGUCCUGUACAUCGGACCUUCCCUGUUUCGAUGGGUGAGGCGAAAGACACCCAUUAUGAUUGAUCCGAGCAUUGGAUGUGUGGCGCUGAACGUUGACCCAUUCCUGCAAGAUGUAGGAGAGUUUGAUGCCAGCUUAUAUCGCAGCUAUGAGAGCUCCACUGACAAGCGACUUCUCUCAUUCGUCGGAAAUGGCAAAAUAGGCUUUUCCAUUGACGACGACAACACUCUGUUUGUUUUCAACAACCGAACCCUGUCCCUUGCCUUGCCAUUUCAUCCUGGUGUUGAGAUCAUGUACCCUCAGGCAUCUCAUCAAGAAGGCAACGUGGUACACUUUGUGAAAGGCACUGUUUUCAGGUACCAGUGUUUCAACAAGAGGAGAAAAACAAUCAGUGUCAGUCACACCUACUAUGCCCAUCGAACAAUACCAUCUCUACUCGUACAAACCAUCAAGAUUGUCAACCCUAUGUCGGAUCCAAUUGCAUUUGGCAUCGAGCAGAAGGGUUCUACUACCGAGAAUCUGCAAGCAAAGCCUCUUGGGAUCAAGGAUCGCUAUGGCCAGGAAAACAUCAUCUGGCAUGGCAAGGUCUCGACAGGCACAAGCAAGGACACCGUCAUUGCCUUUGCACUCGUUACUCCGAAGCUUCCAAACACUGUCACAGUUGAGCCAAAGAGUUCCACAGUCCUCAAGGUGCAAACCCUGGUGGAUUACUCUCUGCCUGUGAAGUCAAAGGACUAUCCAUCUGCAGUCUCGCAGCUUCAGUCUUUUCUCAGAGAGGAAAUGCAGAGGGUUGUAAGCAUUGAAAGCCAUAUUCUGCGCAACAUGCACGUUGACGCAUGGAGCCAGUUGUGGAGCACUGGCUUUGGCAUCAGUCAGUCCAAGGCAUACGGUGCACUAAACGGGGAUGUCAUUAACGGCACCAUCUACUACAUAUUGUCCCACGUGCGCGCCUUGGCCUCCGAGUGGAACACUGGCCCGGCAGAACACCGGGAGCUGCAAGCACUUCUUGCCUAUCCAGAACACUGCUACGGUGGCCAUCACACCCUGCAAGCCUCAACCUUAUGGGCUGACCUGACAAGCCUGUCUUCAGUUACAAAUGCUGUUAACUUGUGGAUGUUGACACUGGAAAAUCAGGGAUGCUCGAAACUUAUUAAAACUGGUGCGGAAGGCGUGCUGCAGGCUGUGGUCUUGAGUCUGGGUGCCUUCCUCUUCAAGGACAGCCACCUAGAGCUCAACAUACAGCCAAAGGACCUGCACCGAGAACUCUUCUUCCGUCGCAUCAGCUACGGCAAUGCCACGCACCUCAAUGUGAGCGUGGUUCUGGGUGAUGACAACAAGGCUCUCCUGCGGGUUUGGCUCGAUCGAAGCGACCGUGACUACUACGCAUGCGAUGGUGGAUGCCUGGACCCGCCAGUGAAACUUGACUUCAAGGCAAAGCAAUUCCCGGUAAAAGUGACGGAGCCUGUAACAGCUGUUCUGUACAUUACCUCGGACCUAGAGCAUAUGAAGGAGCUCAGUCAAACCAUACAUGUCAAGGAGGUGGUCGAAGCACCGGCGCACGAACACCACGUCAUUGCAUUACAUCGGCACGGUCAUCAACUAGGUGGUCUGCCAGCUCUCUUCUGGGUGUCCAUCACUUUUCUAAUUGUGGUCUUUCACCUUUUCCUGGCAAAGCUCAUCUAUAACGAGUACUGUGGCUCCUCACAAGAGAAGACGCGGGGACGUUACGUGGUGUGAUGCAGUGAAAAUAUUUUCGGCAUUUGUGCAAAACAGUGUUUCAAGUUUCGAGUGGGUGAGUGAGCCUUGUGACUGAAAGAACGCUGUGAUGGUGCAGAAUCCAUCGGAGGCGGAUAUGAUGAACGUUUGGGAGCCAAGUUGUAAAGUGCAUCUCCUUCAAGCUUCGUGAACCAGUGCUUUUCAUCUUUGACACUGCCACAAUUCUGGAUGAACCUAAGUGGCCUGUUUUCACCUCCGCAGUGAAGUGUGUACAUAUGUCUAGAUGCUUUGUGUACGGAUGCAGUGAUGAAUCUUCUGGUGCAGAAUUAGAUAGCUGUACCAGAGGUGUUUGUCAUUAUGAUUAUUAUUAUAAUUAAUAUAGCUCAGUUUGAAAGAAUUAGGGGGAUAAACUUGCCAUUUCUUGCUUUUGCUUGUGAUAACGGUCAGUCAUUUGAUCCUUUGUGUUGCGGCUAUUCGGUGUCUAGGCGAACUGAUUUUGUGUGUUGCUUAAGUUCGGGCUUUGGGUGAAGUAGUCUUAGUAAGGUUAAAGAUAUUGUGUGUCUGAUACUCAGACCUCAAAAUUGCAGUUGCAGGUGCAGGAAACAAAUUGAAGGUGCUUAACGUGGAACUUUCAUUUUGUAAAUGCAGGCAACACACGUAUAUAGUGUUCUAUUAAGGUGCGAGAGGCUGCUCUUGAAGUUUGCAUCUGGUAGUGCAAUGUAAUGUACUUUGAAUUUACCGUAUUUAUUGUGCUUACGUGUGGUUCUGGCAAGCGUGACAUGAAUCAUGUUAUGCAAGGUAGACCAUCCUUUUUUUUAUGGGUCCUGUUAGUUUUGUUGUACAUGACCAUUUUUGAAUAUGUGCCGUGUACAAAAACUGUACUAGUAGAGUAUAUAACAUUUCACUUCCACUUCUGCAACUGCUUCAGGCAACUUUGAUACUGUGGCGCAAUAAAGCACAAGUGGCAUUACCUGGUUGUAAAUAAGAUUGGGUUGUCCCUUGUGAGGGUUCAAUAAAUUUACUCAAGACAUGAGUGUCGGCUA